GCAACAGCUACGACCACACACUCCUGCUACGACCACACACUCCUGCUACGACCACACACAACAGGGAAGAGUUGGCAGUGAUGAUGAGGGGGUUCCUGCCAUGUGUGACCCAACUCCUGGGUCUGCUCCUCCUCUUGCUGACCCCAGGGAGGGUUGAAGGGUCAUCAGGCUGUCCCUUGUCCUGCUCCUGUCAUGGUGGUCAGGUAGACUGCAGCAGCCGCACCCUCACCACCUCCUCUUUACCCUCCCACUUCCCUCCUGCCAGCAUCGAGCUCCGUCUCCACGACAACCAGCUGACCACACUCCCCAACGGCCUGCUGGACUCCCUUUCCUCCCUCCGCUCUGUCUCUCUCCAUGGCAACCCCUGGGCGUGUGAUUGCGGCGUGCUCUACCUGCGUUCCUGGCUGCUCAAACAGCCUGUCGACUACGUGGGACACAGUAAUGUCACCUGCAGUUCCCCUCCCUUCCUGCGGGGAAGGCUGGUAGUCUACCUGGCUGAGGAGGAGGUUUUGGAGUCCUGUCACUACUGGUACUGUGACCUGGCACUGGCCUCCCAGGUCUUUCUGUUUGUGUUUGUGGCGGUGCAGGUGGGGCUGCUGGGUGCCAUGGUCGUGUUCCUAAGGAGGUUUGAAAGGCUGUCCCGUGAGGCACGAAGGACCACAGAGGAGAGCUUUGCUGGGGGGGUAGGGGCUUAUGAGUAAUAGUGAGUAUGAGCCCCUGAAGGCCAGCAGCAUCUGAAGAGGGGAGGGAGGGGCCAGGUAGGCAAGGAGGGAGAAGAGGGAGAGGAAACAGCAAAAGGCAGAGUAGAGAGAGAACCUUAAAGGGGUCAAGCUGGUGAGCUUGAAAGGGGACUCACAGGACAAGAAACAUGGGCAAAUACAAGUGGUUAUGCAUUUAUUUUCUGAUUCUUUCAAUAUGUUUCAUUGCUUGCAUCACUCAAUAAAGCUGUUAAAAUAAUACAUCAAGCUUUGAAUACAUUGCAGAUAGAGAUAACAUUUAAUUUACAAUAAUACUGUAUUGUGUUAUCAUUUCUUAAAUGGGUGUAUUUUUAAAGGUUUGGGAUGUACAUUACCAGUCAAAAGUUUAGACACACCUACUACUCAAGGGUUAUUCUUUAUUUGUACUAUUUUAUACAUUGUAGAAUAAUAGUGAAGACAUGGGAUCUAUGAAAUAACACAUUUGGAAUCAUGUAGUAAGCAAAAAAGUGUUAAACAAAUACAAAUUUAUUUUAUAUUUGAUAUUGUUCAAAGUAGCCACCCUUUGCCUUAAUGGCAGCUUUCUUCACGUUUGGCAUUAUCUCAACCAGCUUCAGUUUUCUUUAUUCGACGGCUCGCCAUUAAAGCUAGUUAAAAGAGUAAAAUUAUGCUUUUUCAGCAUGAAUGGAGGAUGCUUUGUGUAGGACACAGUCCACGGACGACACAGAGUUGGUACUGUCUUUGGUAUUACUACUAGGCACAUCAACACUAGACGACAGUGCAGAUCUGGCGCCUGCUAUCGUCUGCCUAGGCUACUUUAGACCUAGGCUAUUCCAUACACUUCAACACAGCACAGUUUAGCACAUCAUCAUACACAUGUGUCAUAUUAGCUAUUGUACGUAUGUUUCAUCAAAUAAAAAUGCGUUAUUCACUGGAACGUUCAAAGAUAUUGUAAUACAUAAAUACAUAACCAUAGCGUUCUGAAAAAGAGGGCGGAACUUUCAUACCGAUCAUGUAUCAGUAUCGGAACAUAAUGUGUGACGGACCCAGGCUUAAUGUUGUAUACACGUGAGAUUCUGGAAAAGUUUCAACAGCGAGCUGGACGGCAUUUCGUCUUUAACGUUUAUGCGCCAUACAUUACCAUCAUUUCUACGUAUUGACACGAGCUCCUGUCUGUUACGUGCCGUAAGAUGGGGCGACUGAGGAAGAGGCACAACUGGAAGGGACGGGAGCAGAACGAGACACAUCCACCUCCAGAGGCCAAGGAGGAGGGGAAGACUGUUGUAGUGGAACUCAAAGACGGGGCCAACCUAAAGGGUGUGGAUGAGAGCAAUGCCCUGGUCCUCCCAGCCACCAAACCCAAGAAGAAGAGGGGCAUUGAGAAGGCCCUUACUAAGAAACAGCCCCUUACCAAGAAACAGAGGAAACAUCUACAAAAAGUCCUGGAGGUCAAAGAGAAGAAAGCUAAGAGAGUAGACAUCCUGGCCAAACUGGCCGAAGUGCAGCUGCCUGACUCUGAACUGAAGCUGCUCUACACCACCUCCAAAUUGGGCACAGGAGACAAGCAGUACCAGACCAAACAGACUCCUGAUGAGGUAGAUGAUGGAGCCUCAGGGCCCAGGAUCAGCAGCCUGAGUGGAGCCAACAGGAAGAGGAAUCGAAGAGCACGAGAGGAAGAGAAGGCAGAAGAGGAGAGUAGUGAUUUGGACUCAUCUGAUGAAGAGAUGGAUGAUGGCAGGAUGGGGUAUAGAAGGGUGGAGGCCACUCCUGCCUCCUGUCAGGAGAAAGAGGUGGAAGAGAUGGAGAAGAAAGAAGAUAAAAAGGAGACGAGCGAGGAGUCAGGCCCUGCUCUGGCCUCCAGUAAAAAAACAUCCGAGCCAGCAAUCUUCAUCUCCGUGGACAGACUGCCAGAGAUACAGGAUUCCCGUCUGAGGCUGCCAGUGCUGGCUGAGGAGCAAGUAAUCAUGGAGGCAGUGAGAGAGAACAGUUUUGUGGUUCUCUGUGGAGAGACGGGAAGUGGUAAAACCACCCAGGUACCCCAGUUCUUGUACGAGGCUGGAUAUGCCAGUGGCACUGGAAUCAUUGGUGUGACAGAGCCUAGGAGAGUGGCAGCUGUCAGUAUGUCCCACAGAGUGGCCAAAGAGAUGAACCUGUCUACACGGGUGGUGUCGUACCAGAUCCGUUAUGAGGGGAAUGUGACCAGUGACACCAAGAUCAAGUUCAUGACAGACGGAGUCCUGCUGAAGGAGAUUCAGAAGGACUUCCUGCUCCAAAGGUACAGCGUGAUCAUCAUAGAUGAGGCCCAUGAGAGGAGUGUGUACACAGACAUCCUGAUUGGCCUGCUGUCACGCAUCGUACCACUCAGAAACAAGAAAGGCCUCCCCAUGAAGCUGAUAGUGAUGUCAGCUACUCUGCGUGUGGAGGACUUCACAGAAAACAGGAAGCUGUUUCCUACUCCUCCUCCCGUCAUCAAGGUGGAGGCCCGUCAGUUCCCUGUAAGCGUCCACUUUAACAAACGGACUCCUCUGGAGGACUACACUGGAGAGGUGUUCCAGAAGACGUGUAAGAUCCACCGCAUGCUGCCCCCUGGGGGUAUCCUGGUGUUCCUGACUGGUCAGGCUGAGGUCCACUCUGUCUGCAGGAGACUGAGGAGGGCCUUCCCUUUCAGGAGGGGCAAUACAGCUACUGGUGAGGGAGAGGAGGCAGCAACAGACUCCUCAGAUGAGAUGAAGAAGUUUAAGAAAGCCAAACAUAAGAGAACUGUGUCCCUGCCCCGUAUUGACCUGGAUAACUACUCAGCGUUGCCGGUGGAUGAGGGGGACGAGGACCGUCUGGCGGGGAUAGAUGAUGAGGGGUCAGACUUAGAACUAGGAGACGACGCUGCAGACACAGAGGAGAAGGCGGACCCGUCCCUCCCUCUUUAUGUCCUCCCCCUCUACUCUCUCCUGGCUCCAGAGCAGCAGGCCAAGGUGUUCCGGCCCCCUCCUCAUGGUGCACGUCUGUGUGUUGUGGCUACCAACGUAGCAGAAACCUCUCUAACCAUCCCGGGGAUAAAGUAUGUGGUCGACUGUGGUCGGGUCAAGAAGCGCUUCUACGACCGCGUCACGGGGGUCUCCUCCUUCAAGGUCUCCUGGACCUCACAGGCCUCAGCCAAUCAGAGGGCAGGCCGGUCAGGCCGUACCGAACCUGGACACUGCUAUAGGCUGUACUCAUCAGCAGUGUUUGGAGACUUCAGUCUGUUCUCAGAGGCAGAGAUCACCCGCAGGCCAGUUGAGGACCUGGUACUACAGAUGAAGGACCUUAACAUAGACAAGGUGGUCAACUUCCCAUUCCCCACAACUCCCUCAGCUGAGGCGCUGGUGGCAGCAGAACAGUUACUGGUUUCACUGGGAGCACUAGAGGAGCCGCCACGCACCGGCCGGGUUAAGGAGAUGGAGCGAGCGCGUCUGAGCUGUCCCAUCAGCCCCUUGGGCAGGGCAAUGGCGUCGUUCCCCGUGUCACCACGCUACGCUAAGAUGCUGGCGCUAGGGAAGCAGCAGGACUGUCUGCCUUACGUCAUCGCUGUGGUGGCCGCCAUGACGGUCCGGGAGAUCUUUGAGGAUCUGGACAGACCUGCUGGUAGUGAGGAUGAGAGCUCCAAGCUGGCCCAACGUCGAGCCCGGCUGGCCCAGAUGAGGAGGCUAUGGGCUGGGCAGGGAGCCUCUCUACUGCUGGGGGACCUCAUGGUCCUGUUGGGUGCUGUGGGUGCGUGUGAGUUUGCUGGCUGCACUCUUAAAUUCUGUGAGGAGAAUGGACUGCGGUAUAAAGCCAUGCUGGAGAUCAGACGACUUAGAGGACAGCUCACCAACGCAGUGAACUCAGUGUGUCCAGAGGUGGGUGUGUUUGUGGACUGUAAGAUGGCUCCACCUACUGAGAGCCAGGUGGUGUGUUUACGUCAGAUAGUGCUGGCGGGACUGGGAGACCACCUCGCCAGACGGGUACAGCAAGAGGAACUUCUAGACCCAAAAUGGAGGAAUGGAUACAAGACCCCACUCCUGGAUGAGCCAGUCUACAUCCACCCCUCCUCAGCCCUGUUUAAAACGCUACCUCAGUUUGUGGUCUAUCAGGAGGUCUUGGAGACCACCAAGAUGUACAUGAGAGGUGUGUCAGCGGUAGAACCAGAGUGGGUUCCCCAGCUCCUCACCCAGUACUGCCAUUUUGGAUCUCCUCUGGAGACCCCGUCGCCAUGGCUCUGUGCCUCUACAGGCAGGGUCAAAUGUCACUCUACCAGCACCUUUUUCCGAUGUGGCUGGCAGCUUCCUGCUAUAGAGAUGGAUUACCCAGAAGGCCUGGAACGAUACAAACUGUUUGCCAAGUUUCUUCUGGAAGGACAGGUCUGCCCUAAAUUGAAGCAGCACAGCAGUUAUCUUCUCUCAAACCCUUCCAUCAUGAUGAAGACCUGGGCAAAACUCCAGCCCAGGACUGAGGCUCUGCUGGGAGCUUUAGUGUCAGAGAGAGUGGACUGCAGAGACGUACUGCUCUCAUCCUGGAAGAACCACAACAAAUUCCUCUUGACUGCGUACUGCCAGUGGAUCCCUGAAGCUAAGCACCAAGACGUGGCCAAGAGCUGGCCUCCCAUCUGACACAGAGGACACUGAUACCAGCUUUGCAGCCUGCCAAACCAGCCAUACCAACACAGUGCCAUCAACACAACCCCAUUACCCAUACCAGGGAGCCAGUUAUCCAUACCUCAGCCAGCCACACAACACACAGGACCUUUUGGCUGUUCUGUACAGAACUGUUCAGGGGAAGGGCCAUCUUUCACUUGGACCAUAUGUCCAUCUCUGGUUGUGCUUUGAUACAUUUUUAAGACUGCUUAUUUGUGCUAGUCUGAAACUGAUGAUUAGAAUGAGAUAUGAUCAAUGUUGGACAGAAUGAAAAUCCCAAAAUCUAUUUGAAGAUGAAGUCUUAAUCUUACCACGCAGUUGACACCCAAAAUAAAUACGAAGGCUUUUUUUUCUGUUUUAA
Oncorhynchus kisutch (coho salmon) is the source of this 5702-nucleotide messenger RNA. It is a transcript of the gene dhx37, whose product is annotated as DEAH (Asp-Glu-Ala-His) box polypeptide 37. The transcript is spliced from 27 exons. Gene Ontology annotation, cellular component: nucleolus; intracellular anatomical structure. Bases 1886 to 5317 code for a protein of 1143 amino acids. Gene Ontology annotation, biological process: maturation of SSU-rRNA from tricistronic rRNA transcript (SSU-rRNA, 5.8S rRNA, LSU-rRNA). Gene Ontology annotation, molecular function: RNA binding; ATP binding; helicase activity. NCBI's taxonomy places the organism in Eukaryota, Metazoa, Chordata, Actinopteri, Salmoniformes, Salmonidae. The record is from RefSeq and is a predicted model, not a curated record.